CCAUGCUCCAGGCCUGCCUAGACCUGUAGUUGCUGCCCAGGGAGCUAAGUCUCCUCCCCAAACAAACUUAAUCUUGUAAACUCAGUAAACCUGGCCUUUCCGCUCUGCCUCUGGCUUUGUUUCAUCCUCCUUUCCCUUCCCCUGCUCUCUGUCCUGUCUCUUGCAGGUCCUGGCUGGCAUGUCAGGAAAGGGGUCCGCUCCCAUGGCCUACUCUGGGGAGCCAGGGCUCCUGUUCUGUGGGUCCUGUGACAUGGUUUUCCGCUCCUGGGAGCUGUUGGCCACCCACACUCAGCGCUUCUGCAUUGGCCGUCCGACCCGAGAGGUGGUGCCACAAGAACACCAGGGCCUCCCAGAGCAGGAGGCCAGCAAAUUGGCUACUAAGAAGCUAACAGAAGAGGUGCAGCGACUGCGGCUGUACCUACAGGAAAUGCGACCCUGGAUAACAGAGGUCUCCAGGGGAUUAGAAGGGCCCCGGAGCCAAACUGAGGUGCAGACUCAGGGCCCCACCCCCGAAGCUGCUGGAAGCCCUGGCGAGCGGCUUCGGGCGCUGCAGGGGACUCACGCAAAGCGGGUGGCGGAGACGGAGUCACAGAGCCGGGCCCUGGAGCGACGCAGCGAGGAAUUGAGCCAACGCCUCCAAGGUUUGGCCCAGACCCGGGGCGGGAUAUCACGCCUUUUCGGUCUGGAGCGGGAGCUUCGAGAACUCCGGGCAGAAGCCGGGCGAACGCGGGGAGCUCUAGAAGUGCUAGGUGCGCACGUUCAGCAGCUACAGCCGGAGCCUGGGACCCGGCUCAACGCCUUGCGAGAGGCAGAACUCUGUUGUCCGGUGCUACAGGCCAACCCAGGGACUCUGGCUGCCGAGAUCGGGGCCCUGCGUGAGGCCUACGUUCGAGGCGGGGGCCGGAACCCCGGCCUUCUGGGCCAGAUAUGUCAGUUGCAGGUGGAGGCAUCAGCGCUGGAGCUGCGGCGGCUGCGGACCUGCAGAGGAAGACGGGCAGGUGCCGCACUGGGGGAGCUUCUAGUGGUGGAAGCCGAAAAUCGGCGCCUGGAGGCAGAAAUCCUGGCCUUGCAGAUGCAGAGGGGCGCAGGCCCUGCGUCCUGGGGGCCUAGCGAGCCUCGACCCGUGGUGAAUCCCCCCCGACGCCUGGGGAGGAGGGAAGAUCCCCCGCGCCUCCCGCCGCCGGUGGCUCCCCCGCUGCCGCCCCAUCCACACUCCACAGGCAUCCUAUUGAGUGGCACAGAAAAGGCCCUGCAGGUUCCUGGCACCCUGACCAGGAACCCUGGCCUGGAUCCAUACUUUCUCCUGCCGGCUCCUGACGUUCUGGGCCCUGCACCCUAUGACCCUGGGGCUGGGCUGGUCAUUUUCUAUGACUUCCUUCGGGGCCUUGAGGCUUCUUGGAUUUGGGUGCAACUCACGACUGGCCUGACACGAGAUGGACAGGACACAGGAGGGGCCACAGCAUUGCCCCCAGCCCUUUGCUUGCCCCCACCUCCAGCUCCUGGGCCCACAGGCAACUGUGCCAUCCUUGCCAGCAGGCAGCCCGUACCCAGGCUGCCACCUUCACCAUCAGCAGCCCUGGUCUGUGAGCUACAGGCCUGGCAGGGGCUGGCAUGGGCUAGGGAACCACAGCCAAAGGCUUGGGCCUCACUGGUGCUAUUUGACCAGGAUCAAAGGGUGCGAAGUGGCCGUUGGCGUCUUCCACUUCGGGCCCUUCCUCUGGACCCCAGCCUUACCCCUGGACAGUUGAAUGGGAUUCCCCAGGUAGGUGAGGUUGAGCUCUUUCUGCGACUGGUUAAUGCAAGAGAUGAAGGUGUCCAGACACUGGCCGAGAUCAACCCAGCAAAUGCCCAGGAGUACCAGUACCCACCUCCACUGAGCAGGUCACCUGCACUGGAAGCAAGCUCCCUUGCCCCAAAAGCUGGCUUUGUUGACCCUCCUCCUCCUGCAGAAGAGCCCUCAGCAGCAGAGUCAAGGAUAGAUGGUUUGGGCCCUCAUCACAGCUUUGACCCACCCCCUCUGGCUUUCUGAAUCUAGGAGAAUGUGGUCAUGAGUACCUUAACAGGCUCAGAACUAGGACUUAGAUGAGGCUUGUUGCCAGACCUGCAGCUUUACUACUACACGUUCUCAAGAGGAUCUAGAAGCAAAUAGCAGAUACAAGCUCAAAAUAGGUCCAAUCACAGCUUUACCACCUUCCACAAAUACUUGGCCUUUAUCAGUUUUCUUCUUGUAAAACAGAUGUGAGGAUUAAAUGGAUGUCAGGUAUUGUCAGUAUUGCCUGGAAUAUAAAUUCUUUGAAAGAUAAGCAGGGGGCACUCUAAUUUGUUAAAGGAACUUCAUAAACUUACCUUUUUUUUGCGCUAAAGCCCAUCUUGUUGCCACACUUCGUUCAGGACAUCCUCCGGGAAGCCUUCCAAGCUAUAAAGGUCCCCGUGAACUAGGAGCUCCUCCCAUACCUUAUACACUUAGAAAUCUGGCUAAAAUUUGAUAUUGGGCCUAUCCCCAGAACCCAGUGCCAUCCAAAGUUCAAAGGCCUAAAAUCCUCAGGACUUGGAACAUGCAAUACAAGGGGAUCUUCAAGAAGUUCAAAGCCAAAGAUUUCUACAGCCAUGAGUUACCAUAACCAGCCCAGAAAAAUUCCAUUUUCUCUAUUUAGGAAAUAAAACAUAAACUGGAAAACUGCCUGACAUUCAAUAGUCAAAUGGCAGGUUCUGACCUACUGUCUGUCUAGUGCAGCAAAGUAACCCUAUGGGUGGUCAGAAUUACUAACUCCCUUUAGGUAAUGUAGGGCAGGCACGGUUUGGAAUUCAGAUCAAUAGUAACUGGUAUUUAACAGGUUCUUAAACUAAGGGUCAGGGCUGAGGCAGCUCAGGCAGGGAGGGUCUCCCACUAGCCUUGCACCCUGAACAUCCCCAGUGGGAUGGCUUUAAUAUCAGUAUCCUGAGCACCCUUUGACUGGACUGGUGGGCCAGUUUCUACCUUUCAACCCCACAUCCCACACUGAAAUGCUUCAGGUAGUUUGGGAUCCCACUGGAAGAUUUUUUUUUUUUUAAGAUUUUAUUUAAGAGAGAGAACAUGAGAGGGGAGAAGGUCAGAGGGAGAAGCAGACUCCCCCCCAAGCAGGGAGCCCGAUGAGGGACUCGAUCCCGGGACUCCAGGAUCAUGACCUGAGCUGAAGGCAGUCGCUUAACCCACUGAGCCACCCAGGCACCCUGGGAGAUCUUUAAACACAAGUCCAGACCAGGAGCAUUUUUUAGCAUCUUUAUUUGAGAGGUCAAAACUGCAGAUGGGUAACAAUUUAGAUUCAAGUUAUAAGAUAUAUUCCAGCCUUUCUGUACAGAAAACAAAACUCCACCAGCCAGCCUCCCCACAAAUUCCUCCAACCACAUCCCACGUGUCGUCCCUCAAGCCACUUUCAAACCAGAAAGCUCAAUUCUCUACAGUUAGCAGACCAGUUUUCCUCAAGGAUCACUUUCCCCCACCCCUCCCCCUCACAAGUUUUCUUCAGUUCUUUUUCCAGGACAGAAUUAUUGACCCCAAUUGGAGACUAGAUGGGUAACAGUUAUCACUCAAGGCCUGGCUCAGGUGGUUAUCAGUUCACAAAGUCCACCAAACAGUAUCAGCACCAAAGAGCAAGAUCUUUACCAAGUCUUGUUUUUGUAGCCCCCAUCAUGGGGACAGCACCACUGAAGGUUUGUAUUUAAAAUGGAAAAGAUAUAGCACCAUUAGAAAACAAAGAGCCUGGCUAUGCUUGAUUUGAUUGCCUCCACAUUAGAC
Molecule: messenger RNA, 3775 nt
Organism: Zalophus californianus (California sea lion)
Lineage: Eukaryota; Metazoa; Chordata; Mammalia; Carnivora; Otariidae
Gene: CCDC17
Product: coiled-coil domain containing 17
Source: RefSeq, a predicted model, not a curated record